Molecule: messenger RNA, 3632 nt
Organism: Vollenhovia emeryi
Lineage: Eukaryota; Metazoa; Arthropoda; Insecta; Hymenoptera; Formicidae
Product: caspase-1-like
Exons: 4
Coding region: 157-1059 (300 amino acids)
Biological process (GO): apoptotic process; proteolysis
Cellular component (GO): cytoplasm
Source: RefSeq, a predicted model, not a curated record
GACAUUGCAUACUUCAGUGUUAUUCAGUGUUAUUAAAGUGCUAACCACGCAGGCCACGCUGCGCAUUCUGUUUAGACAAGGCAAUUGCAGAAAUUGCGCAGUGAAAGGUAGACUCUUUCCCGUCGUCUGUGGGCCUGUUACGCCAGAUUCAACGCCAUGUGCUCCACCGACAGUAACAGCAGCAUGAACAACGGCACGCAGCUCGACGACGUCGGCGAUGCAUUCGGAUCGUUUGGCAGGAGCAGCACAGUGUCUGCUCCCCUUGUAGCACAAUUGACACAGUUGGCACCUACCCAGCGUUAUGCCACAUACUAUAACAUGAAUCAUUCCAAGCGUGGCAUAGCUCUCAUCUUCAAUCAUGAAUUUUUCACCGUCCCACAUCUUAAGCCUCGCUGCGGUACAAAUGUCGAUUGUGAAAAUUUAAUCAAGACUCUGAAAAAUCUUGGUUUUGAGGUAAACGACUUUCACAAUUUGACCCACAAGGAUGUGGUAAAACAAUUGGAAAGAGCUUCGGAAAUGGAUCAUUCCGAACACGAUUGCCUGGUGAUAGCUGUGCUAAGUCACGGUGAACUUGGAUUGCUCUACGCUCAUGACGCUGCGUACAAAGCAGAUAACCUGUGGUACUACUUCACUGCCGAUAAGUGUCUGAGUCUCGCUGGCAAACCCAAGUUGUUCUUUAUACAAGCUUGCCAGGGUGAUAAGCUAGAUCCCGGCAUUCCUCUUAAAGAACGUACCGAAACGGAUGGGCUUGUCCCAACAUUCCGCAUUCCCACUCAAGCGGACUUUCUCAUUGCUUACUCGACCAUUCCAGGUUAUUUUUCCUGGAGGAACACCAGCCGCGGAUCGUGGUUUAUGCAAGCAUUGUGCAUGGAGUUACGCGAUAACGGCACUCGUUACGAUUUACUGACUCUGCUGACAUUUGUAUGCCAACGCGUUGCCCUGGACUUUGAGUCAAAUACGCCCGACAACAUGACCAUGCAUCAGCAGAAGCAAAUCCCAUGCAUCACCACUAUGCUGACGCGCUUGGUAAAAUUUACAUCCAGGAAUGGAAUUGUAUAGCCUGUAGAGUAAAGAAAUUAAUUACAUCGCAUUUAUGUACCUAUUUGCGGCAUACAUUGGGUCAUAUCGUUUAGCGCAAAUGGGCAAGACUGCGAGUGGUGCAGGUAUCACUUUUAUUCAUGCGCCACAAUUCGGCAAUAUGAUUGUCGCCUAUUACAUGCUAAAGACUUAGCAUUUUAUAUAUACUUAAUAUCAGUUUAAGAUAAUUUUCUAAACUGUUCGUGUUCUAGUAAAAGUAUCUAAAUUAACUGUAGUAAUAUGAGAUAAUUCUUUCUUUGGUUUAAAAAGUUUUUAUACAGGUAUACUUUUCUUUCUUUUUUUUUUGCUCACAUUAUUGUUCCUGCCGUCUCUAUUGAGGAAACAGAUCAUUGAACUGCCAGAAACUUUUAACAUUUUUGUUUUCAUUCAUAUCCUCCUAUAUGACAAAAACAUUAUCUUGUGUUGUGAUAAAAAUAGCAUUUCCAUUUUUUGUAACAUUUUUAGUUAAUAAUUAUUUACGAUAAGCCUCAAAACAUCUGAACAAAUUUAUUUAAAGGGAACUUCAGAAGCAACUAUCGUGCUUGUGACAUUGCCGUUUCAUACAAUUAAGGUAUAUAAUAAGUACAAAUAAAGAGUUAUCGACUGCAAAAAUAUACAUUAUAUACUAUAAUCUUAACCAUAUUUUUCAUCAAUAAUUCAUAUAUAUAUUUAAAAUAUACAUAUAUGAAAAAGGAUUAGCUACUCAUACGUAUCCUAUUACAGUAGCAUUGAUGUUACACACAUACAAACGGAAUAUUUUUUAAUUAUAUAUUGUAAAUCGCAUGUGUGUGUAUAUGUAUAUAUACAUAUACAUACACACUCAUAGCUCGUAUACUCACAUACACUUGUCUCUUGAUUUACGCGGUAUUUUUUUACAUGGUAAAUAAUCCCACCCCUGUAUACGCGAUACUUUUUAUACAUGGUCAGAAAAAUAUUUUUAAAAGAAAUAUAUGGAUAAUGAAACUGAAGUAGAAGUGCCAAAUAUUUGUAAUAACACAAGAAUAGUAGCUUCAAAUCAGUUAAAGAGAAAAGGUUGACUAAUAAAUUUUGUUUUCUAAACUUUUAUUAUUAUUAUUGUGCAAACAUGUGAAAUAAAUAUUUUUACAGCACACACAAGCUUUUAUGUAUUUGUUUUGAAGCGAUAGAAGAUUGAAGUGACCCCUUUGAUAAUUCUUAACCGUAAAAGAAACCAUGUAGAACGGAUACUCCACGUUAAUCAAGGAACGAGUGUGUGUGUGUGUGUGUGUUGCAUAAGUAAUAUGUAUGAUGUGACUGUCCUAAUCUUUACGAUUAUGUGUGCGCGCGUGUGUGUAUGAGAUAAAGCAUUUAAAAUGUUACCAGCUAUCAUCUCUGAAAAUACGCAUAAUGGCAAAAUAAGUUUUAAAUAAAAGUGAUAUGAUCUGAAUGGUAAAAUCAAUUUUCAAAAACUAAUUUUAUCGCUAUUUAUCCUCAUCGAGACCAUACAAUUUUUAUCUAAAACAUUUUUUACUUUGAUACGUCCUUUCACGGAUAAUAGUUUGUAACACUUGAAUGCUCCACACACAUGCGCACACAAUCUAUAGUGUACGUGACCUAUAGAUUUUCAAUGCUAGCAGUGAAUAUCGCAAUUCAGCUGGUAAAAGUAACGUGUGUAUAUUCUAUGCAAGAAGUAAUAGCUUGGCAUACAAAACAAUGUUUAACAUUUAAUUUUACAAGGCAUAAUUAUGAUUUGAGAUAACGUAGUUGUAAUGAAUUGCAACUGCAAUGAAUAUUGGAAUGUUACAAAAAUGUUAAGAAGAAAAGGAGUAUAUGAGAGGAGUCGCAUUGUAGUUAAACUGUUAAGAUGCAUUACCUUGCCUGCAGAUACCGAGAUCAUCGGGUAUGCAUUGUGUCGCUAGAUUAAUGAGCAUAAUUAAUUAGAUAAGAAUUUAAGAGGAACGGAUCAAUUAGUGUUACGGCGGUGAUUGCUGUAUUCGCAAGAGAAACAGAAACGAAAUUUGCGAAACGUGAUACAAAGUCUUUCAUAGUGAGAGUAAUGGAAUUUAUAUGCCUUAUACACAAUUGUUUGAUAACUAUGGUUAAACUAUGUAAGACUACUGUGUACUAGCGUACGCAUGACCGCAUGACAUAUAUUUAGACAUUUUUUAUAUUCAACAGUAGUCUCUGCGAAUCGUGUUCUCACUUAUUGUUCCUCGUAUAGUAAGAUAUAUAUGCAGUUUACCACACAAAUGUAUUUUGCAAUAUGAACAUCUUAUCUAAAUGAUGUUAUAAACUAUAAAGCAAUUGCUCAAAGAUACAAGAUGUCAUUGCAAAAUAUAAGAUGACACAAUGUCUUGCAUUGUGCGUUGUGAUAAGUGUGUGCUAAAAAUAGCCACUACGUAUGACACAUGAAUCCGUUUGGAAAUUGCAUUUUUCAGAAUCAAUGUUACCGGAGUAUUGAAGCAAUUUUACAGUAUCUUUAUAUAUAUAUAGCUUUAGUGCUAUUUUGUGUGCUUUGUAUCGUAUAUAUUUGUAAUAUCUUUCUAUACACGAACUUGUAUACAAAUUUACACAAUAAAUUGAUAAGAUAUAAUGUA